UAUAUUCUCCUUUUCUUAUCAAAGAUAUAUUAUCUCUUUCUUUUUGGAUAACCAUAUUGUCUUCCUUUCUUUUUGGUCGGUUUUGGAUGUCGAUAUAUCUAAAUGUUUGUUCUUUUUUCAUGGAAUUAAUACAACAAUAUAGUUUAUUUAUCACUGAUUUGGCUGAAUAAAGGGACUAGUUUUACUUUACCACAUGUAGAAUGGUACCGUCUCAAGGAAAAGAAUGGAACCAAUGGUAAGCAAAGAAACAAAAGAAAAUAUGAAAGAGGGCGUUCCAGAAGCAGAUAAUCUCUUAAGUAACGAAGAUAAAACAAAAGAAGAAGAAGAGGAGGAGGGAGGUAAUGGUGGGAUUUUGAACAAUCUGAUAUCCAACUUGAUGGGUGCAACAACAACAGCAGUAGAUGAAAAAUCUGGUGAAAAUACUCAGAAAUCUGAAUGUGAAGAUGAAGAUGAGAAGAAGAAAGAGGGUUCAGGAGCUGGAAUCUUAGAAAAGAUCAUUUUUCAUCUGCCAGAAGAUGCAGUUCCAACGACAGAGGAAGCAUCCAUUCUGAUCCACUCUGUGAUUGACUGAAGAAGACUUAAACCACAAAUCAUUUUCAUCGUUGUUGUUGUUGUUUAUGUGACUUGUGAUCUUGUUAUUUCUUUUCACAAAACUCUUUGUUUUCCUAUCGGAAUCUUUUCAAGGCUAACGUUGAAGCCAUCAUGGUUUUUUCUAUUUU
Molecule: messenger RNA, 719 nt
Organism: Brassica napus (rape)
Lineage: Eukaryota; Viridiplantae; Streptophyta; Magnoliopsida; Brassicales; Brassicaceae
Exons: 2
Coding region: 224-571 (115 amino acids)
Source: RefSeq, a predicted model, not a curated record